Molecule: messenger RNA, 1703 nt
Organism: Lactuca sativa (garden lettuce)
Lineage: Eukaryota; Viridiplantae; Streptophyta; Magnoliopsida; Asterales; Asteraceae
Gene: GPAT6
Product: glycerol-3-phosphate acyltransferase 6
Biological process (GO): cutin biosynthetic process
Cellular component (GO): membrane
Molecular function (GO): glycerol-3-phosphate 2-O-acyltransferase activity; phosphatase activity
Source: RefSeq, a predicted model, not a curated record
UUUAAACCCCCAUACAUUUCAUCUUCAUAACUCAAUCCAAACAUCUUUCUCCCUCUAUUCUCACAAUGUCUAUUCAUCUCGAUUUCGAACUGAUCUCAAAAUGCAGUACGAAAUCGAGAUCAAAUCAGACUGUGGCAUCCGCUCUCAACGGUACCCUCCUUGUGUCCCGUAACCCUUUCCCGUACUUCUUCCUUAUCUCCCUCGAAGCUGGAAACAUCUUCAGAGCUAUAAUCCUAUUACUCUCCUUCCCAUUUAUCUACACCAUUUCCAUCUUCUCCAAAUCUGCAUCUGAUCAAAUCUUUAUCUUCAUCACAUUUGUUGGGUUAAGAAUCCGAGAUGUUGAGCUUGUAUGCAGCUCAGUUUUACCCCGGUUUUACGUGGGUGAUGUUCGACCUGAAACAUGGAAGGUGUUUAACUCGUUUGGGAAGAGGUACGUGGUUACAUCGAGCCCGAGAGUGAUGGUGGAGCAUUUUGUGAAGAAUUUUUUAGGGGCUGAUGAGGUGUUGGGGACUGAACUUGAGGUCUCGAAAACUGGUCGAGCCACUGGGUUUGUUAAAGAACCAGGAGUUGUUAUUGGUGGAUUUAAAAAAGCUGCCAUUUUACAAGAAUUUGAAGGUUCGAAUUUGCCUGAUUUGGGUCUUGGAGGUGGUGAAACUGACAAAGAUUUCAUGUCCAUUUGCAAGGAAGGAUACAUGGUACAACAAACAAGAUGUGAACCCUUACCAAGGGACAAACUUCUAAGUCCGAUCAUCUUUCAUGAAGGACGUCUAGUUCAAAGGCCAACACCACUUGUAGCUCUACUUACCUUCUUAUGGAUGCCAAUAGGCAUUUUCCUUUCAAUCCUUAGGGUUUAUCUCAAUAUCCCAUUGCCCGAAAAGAUCGUGUAUUACAACUACAAGAUCCUUGGCAUCAAACUAAUCGUUAAGGGAACCCCUCCACCCCCUCCAAAACAAGGACAAAGUGGGGUGCUCUUUGUAUGCAACCAUCGUGCUGUUAUAGACCCUGUGGUCACUGCAGUCGCCUUAGGUAGAAAGAUUAGUUGUGUGACUUAUAGUAUUAGUAAAUUCUCUGAGUUAAUAUCACCGAUUAAGGCAGUAGCAUUAGCAAGAGAAAGAGAUAAAGAUGCUGCACAUAUCAAACAAUUAUUGGAAGAAGGUGAUUUGGUCAUCUGUCCUGAGGGAACAACAGGUAGAGAGCCAUUCUUGCUUAGAUUUAGUGCGCUUUUUGCAGAGCUCACGGAUAGGAUUGUCCCAGUUGCCAUUAAUACAAAACAAAGUGUGUUUUAUGGGACGACAGCUCGUGGGUAUAAGUUCUUGGAUCCAUAUUUUGUGUUCAUGAACCCUAGGCCUACGUAUGAGAUAACUUUCUUGAACCAACUACCACUCGAGCUAACAUGCAAAGGUGGGAAGUCUGCAUUUGAGGUGGCGAAUUAUAUUCAAAGGGUGAUAGGCGAUACACUUGGGUUCGAAUGCACGAAUUUGACUAGGAAGGAUAAGUAUGCGAUGAUGGCUGGAACAGAUGGUCGUGUGGAGAGUAAGAAUGAGAAAUCAAAAUAGAGAAAGAUGUGAUUCAGUUAAGAAGAUAAUUUGUUGUCAUUAUUAUUUUUUCCAAAUAAACUUUCAACAAUCUAUCAAAACAAUAAUGUUUGUUUAUAUUCGUGAUGAAAUUGUUAUUUGUAUAUUAAUUACUAUGUGAUUUAUUUA